GGAAUGGGCAGCAGGAGCUGUUUUAAAAGAGGAGGGAAGCUGCCGUGCUCAGAGAGAGAGCAGCAGGGAGACCUGAGAGGGCUGCUGCUGUAGCAGGAGAAGCAGCACCACUAAGAGUAACCAAGAGAGCAGAUUAGAGUUAAGACACCUUAAAAAUCCACAGCCUGGCUGGCAGCAACACUCAAGUCUCACUCUGACUGCUGCAUCCCAUCCAAGAACAGGGGCAAGAAGAGGAAGGCGAUAAUCCAAGUUACAUCUUUGAGGUCUCCUCAUCAUGAAGCUCUUGACAGCAAUAUUCCUUUUACUGUUCAUUGUAAUCUGCUUUACAAGUGUAGAAGGAUCAAAAUGCAGAUGCUUACGAAAGGGUCCCAAGAUAAGAUUUUCUGAUAUACAAAAACUUGAAGAGAGGCCAAAAUAUCCCUAUUGCAAGGAAAGAAUGAUCAUAGUCACCAUGAAAUCACGGUUCCGAGGUGGCCAUCAGUACUGCUUGCAUCCCAAACUCCCGAGUACAAAAAGAUUACUUAAAUGGUACACAAUAUGGAAAGAGAAGGAGAGAGUUUAUGAAGAGUGAGGAGGUUACAUCUUGGUAAAAGAAACAGGACUGUGUGAUGGACAUGACAAAAAUAAAAUCAGUGGAGGAGAUAACUUCUUACAAGACGUGAUACAAAAUCUAUAUUGUUAUAAAGCACUUUUUACCAAGGAUCACUUUUUACAUUUUAUAGCUGUUUUAAAAAAAUCAACCAGAUUUCAUAAGUGUCUUUGAAACACGAAAUUUCAUACAUACCUUCUUUGUAGUUCAUGAGAUAUAAUCUUCAUUUAAAAUCUGUUUUGUUUGUUUUGUUUUGUUUAAAUCUUCCUUUGAUAGUUGUUUGUAUAUCACUAUGACUGGAAACUGGGCUUUAUAAGCUCAUUUGGUGAACCAUAAUUUGUAAAAAAAA
Molecule: messenger RNA, 938 nt
Organism: Pogona vitticeps (central bearded dragon)
Lineage: Eukaryota; Metazoa; Chordata; Lepidosauria; Squamata; Agamidae
Gene: CXCL14
Product: C-X-C motif chemokine ligand 14
Biological process (GO): immune response
Cellular component (GO): extracellular region
Molecular function (GO): chemokine activity
Source: RefSeq, a predicted model, not a curated record